AUGGACGCCUUCUCAGGAUACAAUCAAAUCAUGAUGCACCCAGACGAUCGAGAGAAGACAUCAUUCAUCACCGAUAAAGGGACAUAUUGUUACAAAGUGAUGCCAUUCGGCCUUAAGAACGCCGGUGCGACUUACCAACGACUCGUCAAUCGAAUGUUCGCCGACAAAUUGGGGAACACGAUGGAGGUCUACAUCGACGAUAUGCUGCGAGGAAUCGAGGCGAAUCCUAAGCAGAUCACAGCCAUACUUGAUCUCCCUAGUCCAAAGAACAUCAGAGAAGUUCAGCGACUCACGGGAAGGAUUGAAGUAUUGAACCGCUUCAUCUCUAGGUCCACGGAUAAAUGCCUCCCCUUUUACGAGGUACUGCGCGGAAAUAAACGUUUCGUCUCGGACGCGAAGUGUGAUGAGGCGUUCAGACAGCUCAAACAGUGUCUUACGACUCCUCCCGUGUUAUCCAAACCCGAAGCCGGUGAUACACUUUCUCUCUAUAUCGCAGUAUCCUCUACCGCGGUCAGCAGCGUCCUCAUCCGAAAAGAUCGAGGAGAUCAGAAGCCCAUCUUCUACACGAGCAAACGAAUGACCGACCCAGAAACUAGAUACCCCACCCUCGAGAAAAUGGCUCUUGCUGUCAUCACGUCAGCAAGGAAGCUGCGUCCUUACUUCCAAUCGCACACGAUCGAAGUACUGACGAAUCAACCACUCCGCACAGUAAUGCAUAACACUAAUCAAUCCAGACGAUUUUCGAAGUGGGCUAUCGAGCUCAGCGAGCACGACAUUGUGUUCAAAAAUCGAACAACAGCAAAAUCCCAAGUCCUUGCUGAUCAGAAGCCCAUCUUCUACACGAGCAAACGAAUGACCGACCCAGAAACUAGAUACCCCACCCUCGAGAAAAUGGCUCUUGCUGUCAUCACGUCAGCAAGGAAGCUGCGUCCUUACUUCCAAUCGCACACGGUCGAAGUACUGACGAAUCAACCACUCCGCACAGUAAUGCAUAACACUAAUCAAUCCAGACGAUUUUCGAAGUGGGCUAUCGAGCUCAGCGAGCACGACAUUGUGUUCAAAAAUCGAACAACAGCAAAAUCCCAAGUCCUUGCUGACUUCCUGAUCGAGCUCGCGCCAGAGCUAGAGCAAGACCUAAUCCUUUCAAGUCAAAAUAGGAUACUCCACGUCAACGGAUCGUCAACAAACAAAGGGUCAGGAGCAGGAGUCCAGCUGCAGUCCCCAACAGGCGAGCUAAUCAGACAGUCGUUCAGUUUCGGCUUCACCGCUUCAAACAAUGAAGCGGAAUACGAGUCGUUGAUCGCAGGACUACGACUCGCUAAGGCAGUCAAAGCAAAACGCCUCAGUGCAUACUGCGACUCACAACUCGUUACCAGUCAGUUUAGCGGCCACUACGAUGCUCGCAAUGAACGAAUGGAAGCAUACCUUAAAGUCGUUCAAACACUCGCUAAAGACUUCGAGUUCUUCGAACUCACCAAAGUCCCCAGAGGAGAGAACGUGUGCGUCGACGCCCUCGCUGCCUUGGGGAGCAGGCUGCGCGAUCAGGUGAAACGGACCAUUCCCAUCCACAAGAUCGACAACCCAAGCAUCGAGCUCUCGCCUAGCGAAUUGACCGUUGUAGCACCCAUAAUCGAAGCCACUCCCAUGGACGAAGACCCCGCAGCGGAAAAAACUGAAGCCGCGGACUGGAGGACAGAAUUCAUCAACUAUCUGGUCGAUGGAAAUCUACCUCCCGAGAAGUGGAUUGCAAGACGACUCAAGACACGGAGUGCCCACUAUAUCAUCUUGGAUGGAGAGCUCCAUCGAUGGACCGCAACUAAAGUACUCUUAAAAUGCAUCAACGGCGAAGAAACACAUCUUGUCAUGGCCGAAACACAUGAAGGCGCUGCAGGAAAUCACUCUGGAGGUCAAGCACUCGCUCUAAAAGUCAAAAGCGUUGGCUUUUACUGGCCAACGAUGAACGCGGAUUGCGAAGCAUACACUCAACGGUGCGACCAAUGCCAGCGACACGCUUCGACAAUCCAUUCCCCGACAGAGCUGCUAUGGACGAUGAUGGCACCAUACCCUUUUAUGCGAUGGGGAAUGGACAUAAUCGGCCCUAUGCCGAGCUCUCGACAGAAGUGCUUUGUCUUAAUCCUAACUGACUACUUCACAAAGUGGAUCGAGGCAAAAGCUUUCGCCAGCAUAACAGAAAAAGAAGUUCAACGGUUCGUGUGGAAAAACAUCAUCUGUCGCCACGGCCUACCUUACGAAAUAGUGACUGACAAUGGCUCCCAGUUCAUAUCGAACAAGUUUCGAGAGUUUUGCGAAAGAUGGAGAAUCCGACUCAACACAUCGAGUUUGUGGUACCCGCAGAGCAACGGUCAAGCUGAGGCAUCCAACAUGAUCAUAAUCGACGGGUUAAAGAAACGCCUCGACUUGAAAAAAGGAUGCUGGGCCGAUGAACUCGACGGUGUUCUCUGGUCGCAUAGAACGACUCCUCGAGGAGCAAAAAAAUCAACUCAUUUUUCAAUGGCCCACGGAGUCGAAGCUAUGGCCCCCGCUGAAGUAAACGCGAACCUGUUCCCAGAGCAUGGAACUCCAUGCAUCUCUGAAGAUACUACUCUUGAGAACGUAUCUAAUGAUCGAGCGACUGCCAGUUUAGCUCGAUCAGACCUCAAAACCAACAAGUGA
Molecule: messenger RNA, 2673 nt
Organism: Brassica oleracea var. oleracea
Lineage: Eukaryota; Viridiplantae; Streptophyta; Magnoliopsida; Brassicales; Brassicaceae
Exons: 3
Coding region: 1-2673 (890 amino acids)
Biological process (GO): DNA integration
Molecular function (GO): RNA-DNA hybrid ribonuclease activity; nucleic acid binding
Source: RefSeq, a predicted model, not a curated record